This is a messenger RNA of Cotesia glomerata, 1741 nucleotides long. RefSeq names its product angiogenic factor with G patch and FHA domains 1. NCBI's taxonomy places the organism in Eukaryota, Metazoa, Arthropoda, Insecta, Hymenoptera, Braconidae. The transcript has 8 exons. The record is from RefSeq and is a predicted model, not a curated record. Bases 81 to 1601 code for a protein of 506 amino acids. Gene Ontology annotation, molecular function: nucleic acid binding; protein binding.
GCUGCGCUUAUUAUUUACUUUAUUUACGAACUUCGGAACAAAUUUUCUCGAAAAAAAAAGUAUCUUUCAGAAUUUUAAAAAUGAAUUCAAAUGAGUGUGAAGAAUAUUCGGAAAAUGAAGAUGAUAAUAAGUUAAAUAUUAAAAUAAAUAUAUCCGAAGAUUUUGAUGAGUUACUGAAAGACUUUCCGGAGGUUUUGGAGUUUAUAACCAAGUUAAAAAAAUACAUCAAGUAUCAGGAUAAAAAAAUAACUAAAUUGCACAAUAAAUUAAUGAAUCAGAAAAAAGGACGGAAAUUUGGUAGAGAAUUUUUAGACAAAGAAGUACAGACGGAUUUUGGGGAUAAAUUACCUGGAGAAGGUGCUGCUGAGUGGAGUGAAUCUAAUAUUAGUGAACAAGUUAAACAAGUAGCAGAAUCAACAUUGCAACAAAGUGGAUUUGUUUAUGAAGAAACUUCUGGACUUUAUUAUGAUUAUAAUACUGGAUAUUAUUAUGAUGCAACAAAAGGGCUUUAUUAUGACGGAAAUUCAGGAAUUUAUUACUAUUAUGACAAUGAAACGAAAUCUUACAAGUAUCAUAGCCAGUUAUCGACGGCAGAAGUUCCAGAUACGAAGAAAAAGGAAAAGCGGAAAAAAAAUAAGAAACACAAGGAUGUCGCUAAAAAGUCUAGAGAUACGCCGAUGGAUGAAGUUGUCGAAGAAGGCGAGUGUUCGGCUAGUGAGGCCAGUUCUUCUACGGAAUCUUCUUCUGAAUCUACUGACAAUGAUGAUAUUGCAAAAAAUUACCCACCAUGCAUGCGGAUAAUCGUCAAGGAAACAAAUCUUCAGCAAGUCAAGUUAGGUUCAUUAUUCAUCAUCACCUUCACUGGAGGUUCACUAGGUCGCGAGGGAACUGAUCACUCAGUACUGAUUCCAGACAUUAAUAUCAGCAAACACCACGCAAGAUUCCAGUACGACGCAUCAAAAAAUCAGUAUGAAUUAAUAGACCUGGGCUCCCGGAACGGCACAUAUGUGAACGGAAAGCGCGUAUCAGUUGCGAAGCAGGAGUCAGAACCAGUGGAGAUAGCUCAUGGAUCAAUCGUCCAGGUUGCCAGCACCAAGCUACUCUGUCAUGUUCAUAAUGGCAAUGAAACUUGCGGGCACUGUGAGCCGGGGUUGAUUCAGCAACCGGUUGACGAGUCGGGAAAUUUACGGAAGAUUAAUUCGCACAAGUCUGAGUUGAAGCGGCUGAAGAAUAAGUUUGGAGUUGAUAAGGACAAUACUGACAAGGCGAGCCAAGUUGCUAGAGGGUACCAGGAUAGAGCUCAAGCGCGCAGGGAAAAUGUUGGAUCUUCUAAUCAGUAUGCUAAGACUCAGCAGAGUUCUGUGGACACGUCUAUUGCUAAAGAUAAUAAAGGGUUCAAAUUGCUGUCGAAAAUGGGAUGGUCUGAAGGACAGUCGCUGGGUAAAGAUGGUGAUGGACGCACUGAACCGGUACAAAUGGUAAAUAACAACGCGAAAAAAGGGCUAGGAAACACAGAUUUACCUUCAAUCGAAAUGGAUGCGAGUGUUGAAAAGAAACAGGCCAUAUGGCGGAAAACUCGGCAACGUUACGACCAAACAUAAUUGCACCAGCCAAUUUUCAAUCAAUCAAACCUAUACAUAAAUAAAAUAAAUUAAUUACUUAUAGAUAAAUUGUAUGAUAAUUUACAUGUCAAAAUUCAGCAUCUGAUACCCAACAAGUAUAAUUUUAAACUGGCAAAAUA